Auxenochlorella protothecoides is the source of this 1131-nucleotide messenger RNA. Its product is annotated as Cactin. The record is from RefSeq and is a predicted model, not a curated record. Gene Ontology annotation, cellular component: spliceosomal complex; cytoplasm. The coding region runs from base 1 to 1131 and encodes 376 amino acids. Lineage: Eukaryota; Viridiplantae; Chlorophyta; Trebouxiophyceae; Chlorellales; Chlorellaceae. The transcript has 4 exons. Gene Ontology annotation, biological process: mRNA cis splicing, via spliceosome.
AUGGGGAAGGACGCCAAGAAGUCGAAAAAGUCCAAGCGAUCCAAGGAGAAGAAGGAGAAACGCAGGCGUCGUGACUCUAGUGACGACUCGAGUUCCGACGAGGAUGCACGCAAGCAGAACAAGAACGAGAAGCUGAUCCAGAGAAUUGUGGAGCAUCAGAAGAAGCACAAGAAGGUGGACUCGGAGUACACGGAUGAGGCCAAUCCCUUCGGCGACCCAAACUUCUCCAAGCCCUUUGUGUGGGGCAAGAAGAUCGAGAAGCAGAUUGCUGAGGGCGUGGAUGUCCGGGAAAUGUCGGCCAAGGCCGAGGCCAAGAGGCAUCAGAGCCGGCUGGAGGAGGCGGAGAAGGUGAAGAAGCGGCAGGAGCAGCGCGAGGCGGAGCGCGAGGCGAUGCAGGCGGAGCUGGAGAUGAUCCAGCGCGAGCGAGCCGCCGCGGAGGCGGUGGAGCUGGAGCGAAAGCAGGAGGACUUCCUGCUGGAGCAGUCCAAGAUGCGGUCCCAGGCCCGGCUGGCGGAGGGGCGGCCACGCGCCGUGGAUGCCCUUGCCGCCCUGGUGUACGACCUGCCCGGCGUCGACCCCGCCGAGCUGGACCCGGGGUCGCUGCUGUACGGCCCCGGCGCCACGCUGGGCCUGCUGCGCGAGCUGCGCGCCGACGCGGCCGCCUUCCAGGAGCUGGACCGCGUGGACGCGGGCCGGGCGGCCUUCUGGGCGGCGCUGGAGACGGUGGUGGGGGCGGGGCUGGCCGAGGCGCAGCGGGAGGAGGAGGUCGACCGGGCCAAGGCGCGGGGGGAGCCCACCCCCGCGCAGUAUGCGGUGCGCGAAGCCGGCUGGCACGGGUCCAUCGAGGCCGACGUCAGGGCCAUGCUCGCAGGCAAGACGCUGCGGGAGCUGGGGGACCUGGAGGCCCGCAUCGGUGAGCAGCUGGACUCGGGCGAGGCUGCCGACCCGGAGUACUGGCAGGCCGUGCUGACGCGGCUGAGCGUGGAGCGCGCCCGCGCCUUCCUGCGCGAGUUCCACGCCGAAAAGGUGCGGCGCAGCACCGCCGCCAUGCUGGCGGAGGUGGACGUCCCCGCGGCCAUGGGCUGGGACGGCGCCGCCCAGGAGGAGGGAGGAGGAAGGCGCGGGGGGUGA